UUAGGGUCAGGCGUGAAGGUAGAGCCGUAAAGGUGUCGAAGUCCCGUGAGAGAGAGAGAGAGAGAGAGGGUAAAACAAUGACGGAUCUGCGUAGUUCGAAGAGGUUGAUGUGAAUGAUGGCUAUUUCUUCAUCUGUGAAAGAGAGAGAGGGAGGGGAUAAAACGACGUCGGGUAUGCGAAGUUCGAAGAAAUUGAGCGCUAGUUCUUCAUCUUUGAAAGAGGGAAAGGGUAAAACGAUGGGGGACCUGCGGAGUUCGAAGGGAUUGAGGAUUAGUUCUUCAUCCAACUCUGAAAAAUCGCGUAUGGAUAAACCCAAUGAGUUACGUCUGUACACACUUAAAGAAUGUCAGGAUAUCGUAAGGCCAUAUGCAACUGAGGCCAUUAGUUUUUAUAACGAUAGAAACGCAGGUGCAAAAUAUGAGCUGGUGGAGCCUGGUAACCAUACACCUGUGCUUCUUGCGACAUGCUUUCUUCACCAUGUCGACUUCACGGCUAAGAAGACUGAUGUUCCUGAUGCUCCAGAGGAGAUGUUUUUUGCUGAACUGACGACUACCGACAAUGUUCGUCAUGUCACGUUUUGCAAAUGUAUGGGGCCAAAGAACUUAAUUACAGGAGAUAAAAACAAUGGCUGUUGUUUUUGCAAGUCUUACAAUGUCCAGCAUCCUACGGGUGGAGGAUUCAAGGCUGGCCGUCACGGAUUAUUCCCGGAUGAGAAAAACUACAGUCUUAUUGAUCGUGUGUAUUGAAAUUUAAUUUAGAGUGGGUAUUAUGUUUGACGUGGUUGCCUUUUGACAUUUGUGCCUCCAAAUGAAAAUCUUGCUUCUGUGUUAGUACUUGUUGUGUAGUGGGACAUAUGUAAAAGUUUCUGAGCAACUUAAGGAUGGCAUAAUAUUAUGGUUCAAUAUGGAGGUUUCGACUUUGUAGUUUGUCAAAA
Messenger RNA from Papaver somniferum (opium poppy), 934 nucleotides. RefSeq lists its product as uncharacterized. NCBI's taxonomy places the organism in Eukaryota, Viridiplantae, Streptophyta, Magnoliopsida, Ranunculales, Papaveraceae. The record is from RefSeq and is a predicted model, not a curated record. The coding region runs from base 114 to 746 and encodes 210 amino acids. The transcript has 4 exons.